GGCGGAGCUGGUCGGGAUGAGUGGCGGCGGGACGGAGGCCCCUGUGGGUCGUGAGACCCUCACGGGUGGCGGCAGCGGCAAGAAGAGGGACUCGCUGGGGACUGCGGGCUCAGCACAUCUCAUUAUUAAGGAUCUUGGAGAAAUUCAUUCAAGGCUUUUGGAUCACAGACCAGUUAUUCAAGGUGAAACUCGUUAUUUUGUAAAAGAAUUUGAAGAAAAACGUAAUCUGCGAGAAUUGCGGGUUCUUGAAAACCUAAAGAACAUGAUCCAUGAAACAAAAGAACAUACUCUUCCCAAAUGCAGAGAGACAAUGAAGGACAACUUGGAGGAAGUUCUCCAGAGAUUGCAAGCUGCUAAUCAAGCUGUGUGUAGACUCCAGCAGAGGGAGCAGGAACGGAAAAAGAUGUAUCAUGACCAUUUAAUAAGUAGUGAGAAACAGCAUCUACUCCAAUGGGAGGAUUUCAUGAAAGAACAACCUUACAGACAGACCCAGGUGGACGAAGAGCACAGAAGAGCCAUGGAGAGGCUUAAAGAGCAAUAUGCCGAGAUGGAGAAGGACCUUACAAAGUUUUCCACCUUUUAAGAACUUGAACAACAGCAAGACAAACAAAUGAGAAGACAUUGACUUUCCCUCAAAUACACAACCAGCUGUCUACCCUUUGCUUCACGCUUAGCAAUACAUUCAGGGACACACUGCUGUAGAGAGCCCAAUCAGAUGUCCUGUUUUAAGUGCCUAUCUAUGAUCAUUAAAAAGAGGAGGGAAAAUAGGAUAGAUUCACUCUGUGGUAAUCAGAAUUGGUCUUUUCCAAUGAUUAGUUGAGAGAACUGCAAGUAUAGACUUCUUAGAGAAUCCAUUGUCACACAGGAUUACAGGGUUCAUAUGAAUUUGUGGCUUAAAAAGCUGGUAUGAAUUACAUGCUGGUGGCUCAGGCCUGUCAUCCUAGCUGCUCAAGAGGUUGAAAUCUGAAACCCAAGGUUCAGAGCCAGAUGGCACAGACAAGUCUUUGGGACUCUUACCUCCAAAUAACUAGCAAAAAGCCAGAAGUGGACCAUGGCUCAAGUGGUAGAUGGCCAGCUGUGAGCGAAAAUGUCAUGAGAAUGCAAGGCACUGAGUUCAGGCCCAAGCACCAACACAUACACAAAAGGAGUUAUGGGAAGGGCAAAAAAAUGAGGUAUGGUAGCUACUGCCUCCGUUGCUAUGAGAGAUAAGAAUGCUUAAAAGUAUUAGCUCAUGAGUAAUGUGAACAAAACAAGAGCAAAAACAAGUUGGCCUUGGAGCAAGAACAAAUAAAAAAGAGUCCAAAUAUUGUCCCUCCCAUGGCAAAGGUGUGAUGGUCUUUGAACUACCUAUUGGGGAAGCUUGCAGAUUUUCCAGUGCAGCACAGUGCUGGUGUUUCAUUGAACAAGACAUUUGUGUUCUGUGGCCUUCUCACCCUUAAUAUUUUCAUCUUACAAAACACAGGAGGAAAUGCUUACCAAAAAUAUUUUUUACUUGUAGCCUUUCCAAGAACCAUAGUCUUGCCCAUAGUAUUUACCUCAUUUUUGUGUCUGUUUUGCUGUGGGUAAGCUUCAUAAGGCAAAAAAUGUCUCUACGUAUUUCAGCUGUUUAAUGAGUAAUCAGCAAAAUCUGCCAAGUCGUCUCUUGGGAACCAUAUAAAGAUUCUGGCUGUGAAUGAACCAGAAGUGUUUGCCCACAUGGCAAAUGAUCCGUGUUAAAUGUAAAUCCUUUUUAGUGUUAAUGUCUGUUCUCAUAAGCAGGUGUAUUAUGAUGAAACAGUCCCAAUUCUGUUAGCACUGUGAUCUUUAAAAAUCCACAUUUGAACACAAAAGCACAGCAAUAGUGCCCAGGCCCUGAAUUCAAACCCCAGGACUGGCACGUGUGCGUGUGCAUGCUAGCGCGCACGCACACACACACACACACACACACACACACGCACGCACGCACACGAACAAAAUAAUACACAUUGAACACCUAGUUGAAGACCUAAGCUGCUUUACAUGCAGUCAUUUCAAUAGAGUUAUUGUAAAUUAAUUUGAGGUAUGGAUAAAUCUUCAUAAUAUUUUUAUUGCUCUUCAGUUAAAAAAAAAAAGGUACGAGGGAGGAAACUGUCCAACUCUCUUGUGUUAUCUCAGUGUUGCAACUGGAGAAAAGUGACAAUGCUUGCCUGUGUAAAUUUAUGGCCCACUGUCAAAGCUUCAUUCUUGGAUGCAUGUUGAAAAUGUGAUUAAAGUUAAUAGAGGAGAUGAAAUAAGUAUUGAGAUUUCUUUCAAUAACACUGAACUUCUGCCAACUUUCUCUGUCUGCUACUGUAGGCUUGACAGGUUCAUCAAUCAUCCUCUGGUACCUGGACCAAAAAGAGUACUUGCUGACACUGAGGCAUGUUGGAAUUUUCUUAAUUCUCUUUCCAUGGAUGGAAAAAGAAAUACUUCCAAAAAUAUCCCACACAUGAAAAGGGAGGGGAAUUGUAAAUGAAAAUUCCCUUUGUAUGAUGGGCACUCUUGGAAUGCCAUUAAUUUCCACCAUACCAUCAAACAGAUGCUGUAACUAGGACCUGGGGAUAGUAUACAUGAGCAGGAGUGAGUCUGUGCCUACUCAGUUUUGUGUCCUGAAGAUUUCUGAUCCUUUGUGUUCCUUCAUAUUCCUCACUUGAAUAAUAAACGUUUUUCCCUAUAAGUUUGUAUAGUUAUAUAAAGAAU
Dipodomys ordii (Ord's kangaroo rat) is the source of this 2697-nucleotide messenger RNA. It is a transcript of the gene Bloc1s5, whose product is annotated as biogenesis of lysosomal organelles complex-1, subunit 5, muted. The coding region runs from base 17 to 583 and encodes 188 amino acids. The record is from RefSeq and is a predicted model, not a curated record. The transcript has 5 exons. Gene Ontology annotation, cellular component: BLOC-1 complex; transport vesicle. Lineage: Eukaryota; Metazoa; Chordata; Mammalia; Rodentia; Heteromyidae.